AGAGCGGAGGGGCUUGUCAUCUGACUCGGCUGUCAGUGCCACCGCCCUGGCGACGCGUCACCUGAUCCGUGGGGGCGGGAUCACAUGCCCGGUCCGGUUCCGGUUCGGCAGUAGUUCCCCCUUUAAACUCCCCGAGUCGCCGAGCUGCUGCCACGAUGUCGGCAUUCCCCGAGCUCUACUUCAACGUGGACAAUGGCUACUUGGAAGGCUUGGUCCGGGGCCUCAAGGCCGGGGUGCUGAGCCAGUCGGAUUACGUCAACCUGGUGCAGUGCGAGACGCUCGAGGAUCUGAAACUACACCUCCAGAGCACAGACUAUGGGAACUUCCUGGCGAAUGAGGCAUCCCCACUCACAGUGUCAGUCAUUGAUGACAAACUCAAGGAGAAGAUGGUGGUAGAGUUCCGCCACAUGAGGAAUCAUGCCUAUGAACCACUGGCCAGCUUCCUGGACUUCAUCACCUACAGCUACAUGAUCGACAAUGUCAUCCUGCUGAUAACAGGGACCUUGCACCAGCGUUCCAUUGCUGAGCUUGUGCCCAAGUGCCACCCGCUAGGCAGCUUUGAGCAGAUGGAGGCCGUGAACAUUGCUCAGACACCAGCAGAAUUAUAUAGCGCUAUCUUAGUGGACACCCCACUUGCUGCGUUCUUCCAAGACUGCAUCUCCGAGCAGGACCUUGACGAGAUGAACAUCGAGAUCAUCCGCAACACUCUGUACAAGGCCUACCUAGAGUCUUUCUACAAGUUCUGCGCCUUGCUGGGUGGCACCACUGCAGAUGCCAUGUGUCCUAUCCUGGAGUUUGAGGCUGACCGCAGAGCCUUCAUCAUUACCAUCAACUCAUUUGGCACCGAGCUCUCCAAGGAGGACCGGGCCAAGCUGUUCCCACAUUGUGGGAAGCUCUACCCUGAGGGCCUGGCCCAACUGGCCCGUGCCGAUGACUACGAGCAGGUCAAGACUGUGGCUGACUACUACCCGGAAUAUAAACUGCUCUUUGAAGGGGCUGGCAGCAAUCCUGGCGAUAAGACCUUGGAGGACCGAUUCUUUGAGCACGAGGUGAAGCUGAACAAGCUGGCCUUCCUCAACCAGUUCCACUUUGGUGUCUUCUAUGCCUUCGUCAAGCUAAAGGAGCAGGAGUGCCGUAACAUUGUGUGGAUUGCCGAGUGCAUUGCCCAACGCCACCGGGCCAAGAUUGACAACUACAUCCCCAUCUUCUAGCUCCCUCUUCUGAUCCCCCGUUUACUGUCCUUUGGCCACGAUCCCAAGAGGCCCCUGGGGAAGGACAGUGGGGCUCCAUGUGUAUGUGGGUCCUCGGGAGCCCUUGGUACUGGGCAUGUGUGUAUUUGUAACUCAGGCACUGUUCUGGCCUGUUCCAUAUGCACUUACUGCUGCUGAAGCAGGGCUACCCCUUCCUUCCUCCUCCCCACCCCGGCCUUUGUCCUCUGGAGCUGUGUCAGGGCUAGAGUGGUAGGGGUCUAAGAUCCUGGCAUCAUGCCCCACAAGCAGCCUCUAUAACUUCUGUGUUGUUAAAACCCCUGCCCUAAGAAAAAUGGAUACAGGGGUCCCCCUGUCCUGAUGUUUACAGCUGUUAAAGGCAUCUGAGAAGCAUGUGGUCACUUUGAUACCCUCUCCUCCCCCUCCUUCAGGAAAGCCAGCUUGACUGCCCCCUGUCUUCCCCUUUCCUCUCAGUUUCCCCAAGGCCCUGUCCCUAGUGGAAAAGUGAUAUGUACAUAUUAGAGGCAGGGGAGUACCCUGCAUACUAAUCCCUCUCCCUGACAUACACACAUACAUAUAUACACACAUCCCCAGACCUUCCCCUACCAGCAUGAGCCAGGGCUCUGGCUCUAGAAACUAAGGAGCCUUUCCUCUCCCUGUCACCCUCAGCUAGGAGGCUUUGGUACAGAAGUCAGGGGCUGUGCAGGCCUUCCUCCACUGAAUGGGGUAUCUCUCUUCUCUCAAACUCACCCUGAGUUUUUGUGUUUCUCCUAACAAUAAAACUGCCCACUCUGUGA
This is a messenger RNA of Trichosurus vulpecula (common brushtail), 2005 nucleotides long. It is a transcript of the gene ATP6V0D1, whose product is annotated as ATPase H+ transporting V0 subunit d1. The record is from RefSeq and is a predicted model, not a curated record. Bases 156 to 1211 code for a protein of 351 amino acids. Gene Ontology annotation, cellular component: proton-transporting V-type ATPase, V0 domain; vacuolar proton-transporting V-type ATPase complex; plasma membrane proton-transporting V-type ATPase complex. Gene Ontology annotation, molecular function: proton-transporting ATPase activity, rotational mechanism. Gene Ontology annotation, biological process: proton transmembrane transport; vacuolar transport; vacuolar acidification. The transcript has 8 exons. Lineage: Eukaryota; Metazoa; Chordata; Mammalia; Diprotodontia; Phalangeridae.